Molecule: messenger RNA, 2349 nt
Organism: Aphis gossypii (cotton aphid)
Lineage: Eukaryota; Metazoa; Arthropoda; Insecta; Hemiptera; Aphididae
Exons: 2
Coding region: 1-2349 (782 amino acids)
Source: RefSeq, a predicted model, not a curated record
AUGGAGAGCGAGGGUAUCCAGAAGGAUAUAGCAAUGUUAAAAAGAAGGCGUGGGGUAAUAAAAGGUUCACUUACCAGGAUCCGUAACUUUAUUAGAGAUUUUAAUCCAAGAGAUCAACCCAUAUCUCUGUUAGAAUUUCGCCAAGACGAGCUACCUCAAAUUAACAAGAAAUUCGACGACGUACAAUCUCAAAUUGAUUUAAUCUCAGAGGACUUUGAGCAAGAAGAGCAGGAACGUAACACAUUUGAAACCGAAUAUUUUCAUAUAAGAUCUCAGAUACAGGAAUUAGUUAACACAGAAAAGUCGUUUAAUAGUUAUACAGUGCAUAAUAUAUCGACUGAGACUGCAUGCUCCUCGAAUCGAGUCCGUCUAGCUCCUAUAUCGCUUCCUAGCUUUAAUGGCGAUAUACAGGAAUGGGCAUCUUUUUUUGAUUGUUUUUCUGCGCUAGUUCAUAAUGAUGAUAGCUUUUCUGCCGCGCAAAAAUUUCAUUAUCUACGUACGAGUUUAGGCGGUACAGCAUUGGAUAUGAUAAGAGCUAUACCUAUGACGGAAGCUAAUUACAACAUAGUGAUUGAGCGACUCAAACAGCGAUAUGCCGCCUUGAAAGCACUCAAUCAGCCAAUUGAUCAAUGGGAUGCUUGGUUAGUUACAAUAGUUACAGGAAGACUAGAUAUAGCUACUGCACAGGCUUGGCAGUUAAGUUUUCAGGAUACUGAGCUCCAGAGGUAUGAAGAAUUGGAAAAAUUUCUAAUAGGACGAUGUACAGCAUUCGAGACCACCGAAGCGUGGAAUACAGAAUCUAGUGAAGAAAAGGGGUCAGUUAUGAAGAAAUUUGGUAAGGUUACAAACAUGAAGAGAGCAUUAGUCGCAACAGAAUCGAAGAAAGUAAUUACUUGCGCUUGCUGCUCAGGAAAUCACAGACUAUUUCAUUGUGAACAAUUUAAGGAAUUAGACUUAUCCGCUCGUAUGAACUUAGUGCGACAGUCUCGUUUUUGUUUUAAUUGUCUUGGACCAUUUCAUGCUGCAGAUACCUGCAGAUUCAAGUUCUCGUGUCAGAAAUGUAAGCUUAAGCACAAUACUUUGUUGCAUUAUGAAAAGGUCGAUGAAUCUCAAGGUCCAAAUAACACAGAGCGACGUGCCUCCUGCUUAGUUACAUCCAUUACACAACCGCAAAUAUCAGUACUCAUAAGUAAUGUAACCAAACAUGUAUUUUUGGUAACUGCUAUCGUUCACGUAAAAGACAAGUUUGGAAGGCUGCGUGAGUGUAGAGCUUUACUUGAUAGUGGAUCUCAGAUAAACUUCAUCUCUAAGAGUUUAUCAAACUUGCUCCAACUACCAGGAAGGAAAAGCUCUCUUCCGAUAUGUGGUAUCGGUGCUAAUCAAGUUCAAGCAGCGUCUUGCAUUGAUCUAGCAAUUCAGUCCAGAACAAGUGAUUAUAAGGUGGAUUUAACUUGCUAUGUGUUACCAAGUAUUGUUUCUGACCUAGCCGCUUGUCCCACACCCAAGGAGGGGUGGAAGAUUCCGGAAGAGGCAUUACCCCAACUUGCAGAUCCAGAAUUCUAUAAGAGAAGACCUGUUGAUUUACUCAUAGGUGGCGGCGUGUUCUUUGAUAUCUUAGGAAUGGAGCGAAGAUCAUUCAAUUUGGAAGCACUAUGGUUGCAAGAUAGUCAGUUUGGAUGGAUUGUUACCGGUGAACUUCGUGCCACAUGCUUAGUCGGUGUCAAUUCCUUUGGUGCAUCUCUAGAAACUGAUUGGAAGGCUAUACACCUAGAAGAAGAUAUGAUCUAUGGUCGAUUGUCUAAAACAAAUGCCAAAAUUUUAGAAGAAAAAGAAGUUGUGCAACAUUAUCAUAGUACUGCAAUCCGCGACGCUGAUGGUCGCUUUGUUCUUCGAUUACCAAUAAAAAUGAACGCGGAUAAACUUGGAGACAGCAUAACAAUGGCAACAUCACGAUUUCUGAGUGUGGAAAGACGAAUACAAAAGGAUCCAUACCUACGCACAGAAUACAUAAAGUUUAUGCAAGAAUAUUUAGAGAUGGGACACAUGCAGGAAGUUUGCAAUGAACCAACCAUUCCCUCGAAUUCAUAUUACUUGCCACACCACGCUGUUCAAAAAACCUCAAGCCUAACUACAAAGGUAAGAGUAGUUUUCGAUGCUUCCGCUAAGUCCUCUUCAGGUAUAUCACUCAACGAUAUAUUAAUGCGCGGCCAAACGGUCCAGGAGGAUUUAUUUGCAAUAUUGACUAGGUUUAGAAGACACCAACAUGUGAUAACAUCAGAUAUUGAAAAUAUGUUCCGUCAGGUUGCCAUAGCCGAACCUGAUUGGGAUCUUCAACGAAUUUUAUGGUGA